This is a messenger RNA of Parastagonospora nodorum SN15, 870 nucleotides long. RefSeq lists its product as hypothetical. Gene Ontology annotation, molecular function: trans-aconitate 2-methyltransferase activity. NCBI's taxonomy places the organism in Eukaryota, Fungi, Ascomycota, Dothideomycetes, Pleosporales, Phaeosphaeriaceae. The transcript has a single exon. The record is from RefSeq and is a predicted model, not a curated record. Bases 1 to 870 code for a protein of 289 amino acids.
AUGUCUUCAUCAGAAACCGCACCCGACACGAAGCAAAAAGAUUGGUCCGCCUCUCAAUACCUCAAGUUCAAUACUCCGCGCACGCGCCCAGUGCACGAUCUAAUCGCACAAAUAAAACCGCACAUCAGUUCCACUGCCCCUGUGAUCUUCGAUCUGGGCUGCGGCCCGAGCAAUUCUACGGCCGUGCUCCGCUCCGCAUUCGAACGCGCAAGCAUCACGGGAGUGGACUCAUCGCCGGACAUGCUGAAGAAAGCACGUGCGGACAUGCCCGAUACAGAAUUCGUCCAAGGCGAUGUGACGACCUUCACACCAAGCACGCAACCCGAUCUUCUAUUUAGUAAUGCAGUAUUUCACUGGUUACGCGCCGAUACGCGUAUCCCGACUUUGGUCAGACUCUUUCAGACUCUCGCACCCGGCGGUGUGUUGGCGAUACAAGUCCCGGAUAAUUACAUGGAGCCUAGUCACGUGGCCAUGCGUACAGCGGCUGGUAUGCACAAUCAGCCAUGGAGUCCAUAUCUUCUUCCGUUUUUCCAGGAGAGGGAGAAGGGAUCGCAUUGGAAAGACAGACCACAACUCGAUCCUAUCGAAUCUAAGCGGGCUUACUACGACGCCCUGGUGCCUAUUGCCGGCGAAGUGAAUAUGUGGAAAACGACAUACAGCCAUAUUCUAAACGAUGCAAAAGCGAUCGUGGAAUGGGUAAAAGGAACGGGAUUACAGCCGUUCCUGAACUUGAUUAAAGACGAAGAGGCAAAGGUGGCGUACCUGCUAAAGUAUGAGGAGUUGUUGACGAAAAGUUAUCCAACAUUGACUGAUGGCAAAGUCAUGUUAGAUUAUCCGAGGUUCUUUAUUGUUGCGGUGAAGGGAAUAUGA